UCGCUGUGAAAACGCGUCGAGGCCCCGUCGUACGGAUCGCGUCAUGGCUGACGACCCUCAAAGAAACUUCCGCUCUACAUAUUAUGAAAAAGUGGGUUUCAGAGGAGUGGAGGAGAAGAAAUCACUGGAAAUACUUCUGAAGGACAAUUCACUGGAUCUGGAAAAGUUGUGCACCUUCAGUCAGAGGUUCCCGCUGCCGUCCAUGUACAGGAUUCAUGUGUGGAAGGUGCUGCUGGGCGUCCUCCCUCCCCACAGUGACUCUCAUGUUCUGGUUGGAGGCUACAGGAAGGAGCAGUACCAGGACAUCUUAGGGGCUCUGGAGGUGAUGCGGUACAUCCACCCCUCCACACCUUCCACCCACGUCUACCUGCGCAUGUUCCAGCUGGAGAGCCAGGUCCUCCCGCGGUGCUCCGAGACCCUCCCACCUGAUGAAGAGCACGAAGACUUCCUGUCCAUAAGUCGAGCCAUGGAAGAGAUCGUUGAUGAUCCCAUCGACUGCUAUUGGCUGAUUAAAUGUUUCAUUAAUCAGUUCCACACAAAGUUCGGAGACUCAAUACCUCACCUCCCAAAGAGCCUGGAGCAUUACCUGAGCCAGGAGGAACCUCGGUUGUUGGCCCAUUUGAAGAGCAUCGGAGCGCUGCCCCAGCUGCCGUACAGCCUCUGGUUCAGACGCUGCUUCGCCGGCUGCCUGCCUGAAUCCAGCCUGCAGAGGGUGUGGGACAAAGUGAUCAGCGGCUCCUGUAAGAUCCUGGUGUUUGUGGCUCUGGAGAUUCUGCUCAGCUACAAGAUCGUGUUGAUGAGCAUCAACCGACCCGAGGGCGUGUUCAAGUUCUUGUGUAACAUACCGCAGGAAAACACGGACGCCAUCGUCACUAAAGCCAUCGACCUGUGGCAGAAGUACUGUGGCAACCCGAACCACGCUGUGUAGAAGCAGAAAUCUGAAGCGGAAGUUUGGGUUAAACGAACCUUAUCGGCGGCUGUUAGUCGAGUCCAUGGCUUGUCUGCUCUCCGGUCGUAGUCCUGAGC
Messenger RNA from Nematolebias whitei (Rio pearlfish), 1026 nucleotides. It is a transcript of the gene tbc1d7, whose product is annotated as TBC1 domain family, member 7. Bases 44 to 928 code for a protein of 294 amino acids. The transcript has 9 exons. Gene Ontology annotation, biological process: activation of GTPase activity; negative regulation of TOR signaling. NCBI's taxonomy places the organism in Eukaryota, Metazoa, Chordata, Actinopteri, Cyprinodontiformes, Rivulidae. Gene Ontology annotation, molecular function: GTPase activator activity. The record is from RefSeq and is a predicted model, not a curated record.